AUGAUUGAAUCCAUUUUCAACCGACACAAAGCAAGUUUACCGUCAGUUGAUAUCAUGGCUUCAAAAGUUAACGUCACAUUUAACAUUCUACUAAUCUCCGUUGCGAUUAUACUCGGAAAUAUUGUACGAUUGCAAGGGAUUCCGCUAAAUAAUCAGCAGAAAAAGUAUCUCGGCUACACUAAGGAGUCUUUACUCAAUUUUACGGAACUCAGUGAACAUUAUGGAUACAUGUCGGAAGAGCAUACAGUGUUGACUGAUGACGGAUAUUUUUUGACAAUUUUUAGAAUUAAUUCAAAAAAGUGUUUAGGUAAAAUGAAAAAACCACCGGUAAUUUUAAUGCAUGGACUUCUCCUAAGUUCUGACGCGUUUCUAGAUGCUGGACCUGGUGCUGGAUUAGGAUUUCUACUGUCGGAUUCCUGUUAUGAUCUAUGGAUCGGUAAUCAACGGGGAAAUUAUUAUGCUAGACGACAUAUUAGAUUAAAUCCAGACAAAGAUCCAGACUUCUGGCAAUUUUCCGUUGAUGAAAUUGGUUUAUACGAUAUACCAGCUAUAAUAGACUAUGUUCUGAAAUAUACUAAAGAGAAGAAACUGAACUAUAUUGGAUAUUCUCAAGGUGCUGGAACAUUUCUAAUAAUGUGUUCUGAAAGACCUGGAUAUUGUGACAAAGUAAAUAUUUUAAUAGGUCUAGCUCCAGCUGCAAGGCAAACGCAUUCUCGGUCCGUACCAUAUAGACUUGUAGCACAAUACAUAAUGCAAAUGGAACGUGUAUUUUAUGAUACCGGUUUUCAUGAAUUUUUAGCAAAGGGUUCUUUAAGUCAGGAGUUUUUGGAAUUCUUUUGUCAAUUUACUUCUAUAUCGGAAACCGUUUGUGGAACGGGUGAAGCUCUCUUUGAUUCAUUUCAUCCUGGGUCCAUAACAAAUAAAACUUUGCGUGCAAUGUUCGGACAUUUUCCUGCUGGGACGUCCAUUCAUAACAUGGCUAGAUAUGGUCAAAGCAUGAAGUCGCCGUUGUUUCAGAAGUUUGACUACGGAAAGAUAAAAAAUUUGGAGCUAUAUGGCAAUGAACAGCCACCAAGUUAUAAUCUUAGUGCAGUGACAAUACCAUUUAUGGUGCUGUAUGGUAAAAAUGACCAUUUAGUGGACACUAAAGACAUUUACUGGUUGAUAAAAAAAGUGCCGAACGUGUUAGAGGCAAAAGAAGUGUCGAACCCCUUAUGGAACCACUUCGAUGUCGCGUACAGCCAAUAUAAUAGGAAACUGUUGCUUCCUAAAAUUAAUGAAUAUUUAUUAAAAUAUAGUAGAGUAGUUAAAAACUUAGCUACGUUUUUG
Brenthis ino (lesser marbled fritillary) is the source of this 1329-nucleotide messenger RNA. Lineage: Eukaryota; Metazoa; Arthropoda; Insecta; Lepidoptera; Nymphalidae. The record is from the annotation of a GenBank genome assembly.